GAGGCCUCGGCCCCGGCCUCCUCCCCUUCGCUGGGCGGCCGCUUUGCCACCAGCCUGGAGAAGGCGGAGCAGCGGCAGUUCCUGCUCUCCUCCGGCCGCCUGCUGCUGGCCGGCAGCACCAAGGUGGUGCUCAUGGUGGUGGCCGCCAAGAAGCUGGUGAGCCGGGUGCAGAUUGCCCCCAAAUCCCACUUUGAUGAGACCGUGCUCUCCGUGGUGUACACCUCCGAGCCCAUCGAGGUCUCCAGGCUGGAGGAGACCUUCAGCAAGCUGCGGGAGUCGGCCAAGAAGGAGAUGCUGGAGGUGAUGCAGAUGGGGGUGGAAGAUCUUUUCCAAGAGCACCGACAGACCUGGUCUGACCUGUUCAUCUCAGGGGUGGAAAUGAGGAAGAUCACAGAUGCACACACGCCGUCCAGCGAGACAGUCAACAUGACCCUCUACUACGUGCUGUCGAGCGUGCCCGCUCCUCUGCUGGACCCGCUCGUGGGGGGGGAGGACAGAGAGAGGAUGGAAGCCAGCCUGAACUACGCUGACCACUGCUUCAGCGGCCACGCCACCAUGCACGCAGAGAACCUGUGGCCAGCCAGGCUGAGCAGUGUCACCCAGGUCUUGCAGCUCUCGGACCUGUGGAAGCUGACUCUGCAGAAACGGGGGUGCAAGGGGCUUGUGGCCGCUGGAGUCCACGGGCUUAUGCAGGGAAUGGUGCUCAGCUUUGGGGGUCUGCAGUUCACAGAAAACCAUCUUCAGUUUCAGGCUGACCCUGACGUGCUUCAUAACAGCUAUUCCUUACGUGGGAUCCAUUACAACAAGGACUUGAUUAAUCUGGCUGUUCUGCUGGACGCCGAGGGAAAGCCCUUCCUGCACGUGUCCGUGAAGUUCCAGGAGAAGCAGGUCAGGCUCUACGCCUGUGAGGCAGGCUGCAUGAACGAGCCCCUGGAGCUGACCUCGGAGGCACGGGGCCACACCUUCCCUGUCAUGGUGACUCAGCCCAUCACCCCACUGCUCUACAUAUCCACAGACCUGACCCACCUGCAGGACCUGAGACACACACUCCAUCUAAAAGCUAUUCUGGCUCAUGAGGAGCACAUGGCCAAGCAAUACCCGGGUCUCCCCUUCCUGUUCUGGUUCAGCGUGGCCUCCUUGAUCACCUUGUUUCACUUGUUCCUGUUCAAACUCAUCUACAAUGAGUACUGCGGGCCGGGGGCCAAGCCGCUCUUCAGGACCAAGGUGUAA
This is a messenger RNA of Merops nubicus (carmine bee-eater), 1230 nucleotides long. Its product is annotated as KIAA2013 ortholog. Lineage: Eukaryota; Metazoa; Chordata; Aves; Coraciiformes; Meropidae. The annotation marks the transcript as partial. The record is from RefSeq and is a predicted model, not a curated record. The transcript has 2 exons.